AUGGAUCCUGAACAACAAACCCCCGCAAACAAAGAAACAAGGGUGCCGGACAUGGACGCGAAUUCCGAGGUGUCGGCCCUUGAUGAGAAGGCCGAGAAGAAGCUCAUCAGGAAGAUGGAUAUGUACAUUCUCCCUUUUGUGGUCCUUCUCUAUCUCUUCAGCUUUCUAGAUAGAGUCAAUAUUGGAAACGCUCGAUUAUAUGGCAUGGAAGAGGACUUAGGCUUGGUCGGUGAUCAAUAUCAGAUCGCGGUCUCCAUCUUAUUUGUUACCUACUGUUUGUUCGAGGUACCGUCGAAUCUGGUCAUUAAGAAGCUCACACCAUCACGUUAUAUUGCAUCCAUAGCGGUCAUUUGGGGAAUUAUAGCAACUCUUACCGGCAUAACCCAGAACUAUGGCGGACUCAUCGCUUGUCGCCUGCUUCUUGGCGUCGUCGAAGCCGGUCUCUUCCCCGGCCUUAUGACCUACCUGACUCUUUUCUACAGCAAACAUGAAAUCGCGCUGCGGACAGGCUAUCUCUUCAGUAGCGCAGCGCUGGCUGGCGCAUGCGGAGGUCUACUCGCAUACGGUAUUGGCUUCAUGGAUGGAGUUAGCGGGCUGAAGGGCUGGCGUUGGAUUCUGAUUAUCGAAGGCAUUCCAACCGUCCUUAUCGGUGUCGCCACUUGGUUCUUCCUCGCCGACGACCCUGAGACUGCGUAUUAUCUCAAUGCGGAAGAAAGGGCACUGGUCGUUAAGGUCCGCAGUCGGCACUUCGGCCACACGGCGUCCGCGCAAAAGUUCCACUGGGCAGAUGUCAAAGAAGGCGCAAUGGACUGGAGGAUCUACGCCUUUUGCAUCGCACAAUUUGGCAUCGAUACCAUGCUUUACGGAUACAGCACCUUUCUGCCUACCAUUAUCAGGGGACUAGGCGAUUGGUCCACACCCGAAGUACAAGCCCUAACAAUCCCUUGCUACGCACUGGGCGCAAUCGCAUACUUGAUCAUUGCCUGGUUCAGUGAUCGCAUACAGAGACGUGGGGUAUUCACCUGCAUCUUCGCAGCGAUUUCAGUCGUUGGAUACGGUAUACUUAUCUCGGACUCUUCGUCAGGAGUGCAUUACUUUGGCGCCCUGCUUGUCGCCAUGGGGUUGUAUGUGGCCGUAGGUUUACCACUAGCUUGGCUGCCCACCACUCUCCCUCGCUACGCAAAACGCACCUUCGCUACCGGCCUGCAGCUGACGUUCGGCAAUGUCAGCGGAGUCAUGUCACCGUUUCUUUACAAGACCGAGGAAGGCCCUCGAUAUGUACGCGGCAAUGCUGUGACUCUAGGGCUAGUAGCCUUUGCGGGCAUUGUAUAUGGCAUCAUGUGGGCUUAUUACGGGUGGAAGAAUAAGCGCAGAGACCAGGGUUUUGAAGACCACAAGAUUACUGGUAAGACGGACGAGGAGAUUGAGGAGAUGGGCGAUAUGAGCCCACGGUUUCGAUACGCUAUAUAA
Aspergillus mulundensis is the source of this 1470-nucleotide messenger RNA. RefSeq names its product putative MFS transporter. Gene Ontology annotation, cellular component: membrane. Lineage: Eukaryota; Fungi; Ascomycota; Eurotiomycetes; Eurotiales; Aspergillaceae. Gene Ontology annotation, biological process: transmembrane transport. The record is from RefSeq and is a predicted model, not a curated record. Gene Ontology annotation, molecular function: transmembrane transporter activity. The coding region runs from base 1 to 1470 and encodes 489 amino acids. The transcript has 3 exons.